AUGACAGGAGUGCACACUACUGGCUGCAAAAUUAUCCAUGGAUGGAGGCACGGACCUACAUCAUACAUAUCAACGUGGAUCCCAAUCAACAAAAGAUAUCCCCUCACAAAGAACAUUAUGUCUGACAGAAUCCAGGAGCUCGCCGGAGAACUCAAGCUGAGCCUCAAAAAGUUCCCCAACUUCCCCUCGGAAGGCAUUCUUUUCGAGGAUUUCUUGCCCAUUUUCGCCAACCCAGACUUGUUUGCCAAACUCCUCGAGGCCUUCAAAUUGCACUUGAAGGAUGUCAAGGUCGACUACAUUGUUGGUUUGGAGAGCCGUGGGUUCCUUUUCGGCCCAGCCUUGGCCUUGCAAUUGAACGCCGGGUUCAUUCCUGUCAGAAAGCCAGGAAAAUUGCCAGGUCCAACUCUCUCUGCGUCGUUCCAAAAGGAGUAUGGAAGCGAUGUUUUUGAGAUCCAGGAGGGAGUCAUUCCUGAAGGCUCCACUGUGAUCAUUGUCGAUGAUAUCUUGGCUACUGGUGGUAGUGCUAGUGCUGCAGGUGAGCUCGUGACCAAGGCUGGCGGUAAGAUCUUGGAGUAUCUCUUUGUGAUGGAGUUGGACUUCUUGAAGGGCCGUGAUAAGUUGAGUGCUCCUGUGUUCACCUUGUUGAGUGGUCAACCAGAGAAGUUGAAGUAG
Messenger RNA from Australozyma saopauloensis, 672 nucleotides. It is a transcript of the gene APT1, whose product is annotated as adenine phosphoribosyltransferase. Bases 1 to 672 code for a protein of 223 amino acids. Gene Ontology annotation, cellular component: cytoplasm. The record is from RefSeq and is a predicted model, not a curated record. Gene Ontology annotation, molecular function: adenine phosphoribosyltransferase activity; adenine binding; AMP binding. The transcript has a single exon. Gene Ontology annotation, biological process: AMP salvage; adenine salvage. Lineage: Eukaryota; Fungi; Ascomycota; Pichiomycetes; Serinales; Metschnikowiaceae.